Protobothrops mucrosquamatus (brown spotted pit viper) is the source of this 1245-nucleotide messenger RNA. RefSeq names its product beta-secretase 1 (gene BACE1). Gene Ontology annotation, cellular component: membrane; endosome; trans-Golgi network. The record is from RefSeq and is a predicted model, not a curated record. The transcript has 8 exons. Gene Ontology annotation, molecular function: aspartic-type endopeptidase activity. Lineage: Eukaryota; Metazoa; Chordata; Lepidosauria; Squamata; Viperidae. Bases 1 to 1245 code for a protein of 414 amino acids. Gene Ontology annotation, biological process: membrane protein ectodomain proteolysis; amyloid-beta metabolic process.
AUGAAUAUCCUGGUGGACACUGGAAGCAGCAACUUUGCCGUGGGUGCAGCCCCUCAUCAGUUCCUGCAGCGAUACUACCAGUGCCAGCUCUCCAGCACCUAUCGGGACCUGCGGAAGGGAGUCUACGUGCCCUACACGCAAGGGAAGUGGGAGGGAGAGCUGGGCACUGACUUAGUGGCCAUCCCUCAUGGCCCAAAUGUCACGGUCCGUGCCAACAUUGCCGCCAUCAUCAAGUCGGACAAGUUCUUUAUCAAUGGCUCCAACUGGGAAGGCAUUCUGGGCUUGGCAUAUGCCGAAAUUGCCCGGCCAGACAACAGCCUGGAGCCCUUCUUUGACUCACUGGUGAAGCAAACGCAGGUGGCCAACAUCUUCUCCCUGCAGCUGUGUGGCACCAGCUUCCCGACCAAUGAUUCGGAGACCCUGGCGUCCGUGGGGGGCAGCAUGAUCAUUGGGGGCAUCGACCAGGCCCUCUACAGGGGCAACAUCUGGUACACCCCUAUCCGGAAGGAAUGGUACUAUGAGGUUGUCAUAGUCAAGAUGGAGAUCAAUGGGCAGGAUCUCCAGAUGGACUGCAAGGAGUACAAUUAUGACAAGAGCAUUGUGGACAGCGGCACCACCAACCUUCGGCUGCCCAAGAAGGUCUUUGAGGAGGCAGUGAAGUCCAUCAAGACAGCUUCCUCGACAGAGAAGUUCCCGGAUGGCUUCUGGCUGGGGGAGCAGCUGGUUUGCUGGCAAGUGGGAACGACCCCUUGGAACAUCUUCCCGGUCAUCUCUCUCUACUUGAUGGGGGAGGCCACCAACCAUUCCUUCCGGAUCAGCAUCCUGCCCCAGCAAUACCUACGGCCUGUCGAGGAUGUGGCUACCUCCCAGGACGAGUGCUACAAGUUUGCUGUCUCCCAGUCCUCCACUGGCACUGUCAUGGGGGCAGUGAUCAUGGAGGGCUUCUACGUGGUCUUUGACCGGGCUCAAAAGCGCAUUGGCUUUGCUGUCAGCACUUGCCAUGUGCAGGAUGCAUUCCGGACAGCCUCGGUGGAUGGGCCUUUCCUGCACCCCAACAUGGAGGACUGUGGUUACAACAUCCCCCAGACGGACGAGUCGACUCUGAUGACCAUCGCAUACAUCAUGGCAGCCAUUUGCGCUCUCUUCAUGCUUCCUCUCUGCCUGAUGGUCUCGCAGUGGCGCUGCCUGCACUGCCUCCGCCGUGGUCACGAUGACUUCGCUGAUGACAUUUCCCUGCUCAAGUGA